UGCUGGGUUUCUAAAUCGAGAACAUGAGACGAACCUGGAAAAACGUAAACAACUGACACUAUCAUUAUCAAUCAAUUCAAAAUAAUUCAAAGUUUUGUCUGAUUGCGGCUCUUAUGGGUGUCUGUAGCAGUGUUUAUGAAAGAGCAGAAGCGGGCGCAAACAAUCGAAUCGUAGUCAAUCGUUCCAUUCAGUCAAUAGAGGUUAGCAACGUAACGGAUUCAACGACCUUCGCUACUGCAGUUUUAACCGAACACAAUCGCUUACGUACCAGACACUCUGCUUCGCCAUUGAAGCUAAAUCCAGACAUUAGCCGCUAUGCGCAGGAAUGGGCUGCCGACAUUUCCUCCCGCAACGUAAUGCAACAUCGAUCGAACAAUCGCUAUGGUGAGAAUUUGUAUGCUUGCUUUGGAAAGCCGAACCUCACCGGUGAGGAGGUGGUUCGUAGCUGGUACGACGAAAUCAAGGACUACCGCUUUGGAGAAGUGAAUCCGAACAAUUUCAGUAAGGUUGGUCAUUUCACUCAGGUGGUUUGGAAGAACACUAAGGAACUAGGAGUGGGUUUUGCUCGAAAUGGCAAUACCAUAUUUGUAGUUUGUAACUAUGAUCCACCCGGGAACUUUAAUGGUCAAUACCCAGUGAAUGUUACUCGAAACUAG
Messenger RNA from Aedes albopictus (Asian tiger mosquito), 656 nucleotides. Its product is annotated as Golgi-associated plant pathogenesis-related protein 1. The coding region runs from base 114 to 656 and encodes 180 amino acids. Gene Ontology annotation, cellular component: extracellular region. NCBI's taxonomy places the organism in Eukaryota, Metazoa, Arthropoda, Insecta, Diptera, Culicidae. The transcript is spliced from 3 exons. The record is from RefSeq and is a predicted model, not a curated record.